CGGGAGCGGCGGCGGCGGAGCCGAGCGGGGUUGCGAGCGAGCGAGCGAGCGCCGCGGCCGCGCCAUGGCCGCCACCGACCUGGAGCGCUUCUCCAACGAAGAGAAGAGGAACCUUGCCCUGGGGGGCCAUGUUGGAUUUGACAGUCUCCCCGAUCAGCUGGUCAGCAAGUCUGUCACGCAAGGCUUCAGCUUCAACAUCCUCUGCGUGGGUGAGACCGGCAUUGGGAAAUCCACCCUAAUGAAUACACUCUUCAACACCACGUUUGAGACGGAGGAAGCCAGUCAUUAUGAGAGCGCAGUUCGCUUGCGGCCGCGGACCUACGACCUGCAAGAGAGCAACGUUCACCUGAAAUUAACAAUUGUGGAUGCGGUUGGAUUUGGAGACCAGAUAAAUAAAGACGAAAGUUACAGGCCGAUUGUUGAGUACAUUGAUACGCAGUUUGAAAACUAUUUACAAGAAGAGCUGAAAAUCCGUCGUUCUCUCUUCAACUAUCAUGACACAAGGAUUCAUGUCUGCCUGUACUUCAUCACUCCAACUGGACACUCGCUCAAGUCCUUGGACCUGGUUACAAUGAAGAAGCUGGAUAGCAAGGUGAACAUCAUCCCAAUCAUUGCCAAAGCAGACACCAUCUCCAAGAGCGAGUUGCACAAGUUUAAGAUAAAGAUAAUGAGCGAGCUGGUCAGUAAUGGUGUGCAGAUCUACCAGUUCCCCACAGAUGACGAAGCUGUUGCUGAGAUCAACUCCGUGAUGAAUGCUCACCUGCCCUUUGCCGUGGUUGGCAGCACGGAGGAGGUGAAAGUUGGGAACAAGCUGGUGAGAGCUCGGCAGUACCCGUGGGGCGUGGUGCAAGUUGAGAAUGAAAGUCACUGUGACUUUGUGAAACUGAGAGAAAUGCUGAUUCGAGUCAACAUGGAAGAUCUUCGGGAGCAGACUCACACCCGCCACUAUGAGCUGUACCGGAGGUGCAAGCUGGAGGAGAUGGGGUUCAAGGACACAGAUCCAGACAGCCAGCCAUUCAGCCUCCAAGAAACGUACGAGACCAAAAGAAAGGAAUUCUUGGGCGAGCUCCAGCGGAAAGAGGAAGAAAUGAGACAAAUGUUUGUUAACAAAGUCAAGGAGACGGAGGCAGAGCUGAAAGAGAAGGAGAGAGAGCUGCAUGAGAAAUUUGAGCAUUUAAAGAGGAUACACCAGGAGGAGAAGAGGAAGGUGGAGGAGAAGAGGAGGGAGCUGGAGGAAGAAAUGAAUGCCUUCAACAGGCGGAAAGUAGCAGUGGAAACCUUGCAGUCCCAAUCUUUGCAGGCUACCUCACAGCAGCCACUGAAGAAGGACAAAGACAAGAAAAAUUAAUCACACACAGACUUUCAGGCCAAGAGUGGACUUGGUACUGUCAUGUGUUGUUGCUUGCGUUUCCCACCUUGUGAUCCUUCUGUCAUAACAGUGUGUGAGUGGACCAAAGUGAAAGAGAAAAUGAGCAUCUUCCAUGGUGGCAGUGUAACGACUUGCUGUUAACUUAUCAGUAGGUUUUAAGGAAGUACACUUACCAUAUAACUUUUUUCUUUUUGUUUAAACAAAGUCAACUAAUCCCAAAAGCGAGGAGAAGUUUUGUUCUAAACCUAGUGAUUAAGUAACUGUGUAUAAAGUGACCAUAACUGUCUGAACUCCUCUUGCCAACAGCUGCAUCCUUGCUUUCUAGAUUACUUUUUACUGGCUAAGGUGAGUGCUUGAGAUGGGGCUCAGCCUUCCCCCCGCCCCGCAUAGACCUUCCCUGUACGUGCACAGUUCUGGGGAGUGGUCUGAGGAAUGCUGAAACGUUUAUUUUUUCUAACAACUUUUGAUUUGAGUGGGUGAAAAACCUCGUGCUUAGAACUUCUGCCCUGGGAAUCAUAGUCCGAGUAACCUUCAUUCCAGCAAUUAUAUAUUUUAAUCCUGAAUUUCUCUAAACACUUUUUGUCAUGUAUAAUAUAUAUAGAGAGAAUGGUUAAUAAAAUUCAUGUGACAAUGUUUUGAUUUUUCUUUACAGCUAAAGUAGAACACUUAAUUAGGAAGAUUUUUCAUAAGUUUGUUGUAUAAUGUGGAACUGCAGGAUUUGUGUAACUUCACUUGUCAUUUACCAGUGUGCUUUACUGUUGUGGAAACACUAUUUAAUCGGUCGUCUUUACCUUUAGAUUGUUCGAAACAAACAAAAAAUGGCAUCUGUAAACAUGUGCCUAACAAGGAGAGUCUCCAGAUAUUGAGAACUAUGCAUGAUAUUUAUGCUGAUGCCCUAUGUUCCUCCUAGAAGGUGUUUUCUUUAAUGCUUUUGUCAUGUAGAGCCAUGUUUUCCUGGGCAGCUGAGCUUGCAGGAAUAAUUAAGAUCAAUAUUACUUUUUUCCACUCAAACCAUUCUGUGGUGAAGCAGGACAAUAACUUGAUAGAGCUUCACUAGCUGUGUUGUUAAGGAAAAAUAGAUAGACCCAAUUUUAUCAGAUAGUAGGCUAAAAGAAAGCAAAUAUAUUAGUGCCCAUAUAGUGUGUUUAUAGUUCAUAAAAACACUGGCUGGCUAAGUGUUAGUUGUGAGUGUGUGCAUUUUUAUUUACUUAUUAAUGUUAUAAGACUUCUCUUUUUAAAUAUUUGUCUUUAAGCUAAUACGUUAGCAAAUUCCUUAUUUGACUUUUAAAUAGAGGUGCACAGCUUUGCAUCUGAGCCUUUACAGGUCUGUUUGAAGGCAGCAUUUUGCUGGAUUAUGAGGUUCUAUAACUUGCAUAUCUCAUUAAAGCAGCUCUUUUUCUUUUCUUUUUUUUAAUAUAUACUCAGGUGUUGAACUGUUUCAUAUGGACAUUAGCCUUUUAUAUGGAUAUACUGAAAAUCAUGUCAGUGUUGCUUGAUACUUGUAUGGAAGAACCUCAUGAAAAUGUCACAGGUACCUUUUAGAACAGACCGUUUUUAAAAGAGUAAAAAAUUAUGCGCACUUAAGAGUCUGCUGAAAGCUGAACACUUAAUUUUUAAGGCUGUGCCUCAAAGCUAGAUAUAUUAUAAAGAGUAAUUGUCAGUUGUUAUGGGAGUUAAUGUGUUCUUCUAAGAGAAGCAUACAAGGAACACAAGGUCCUGUUACGUGCAAGAAGACAAUGCAAAUUCCCCAGGGAAUAAAGCCUGCUCGCGCGGCGAACAAGGAGCCUGAUUUUGAUUCUUACUCAUGAAAAACUCUGGUGCACUAACUGCAUGAGUAAGCAACACUACUUGGUUCCUCGCUGUCCUUCUCACAGGCCAACAUUGCAGAAGGCAGGAAUAAAAUCCCAGGCGAUGAUACUGUGCGUGCAAACGGCUGCCUCGCCAGUCGAGUCUGCAGUCAAUAGCUUUCCCCUGAUCUCAUGCUGCUGCCAGCAACAUCUAUGCAAUUGGUUUCUUUCUGACUUGGCUCAUCAGAGAUUAUUGUUUUUUUUCCCCCACUAGAAUAGCUGGUAGUUAAAAGUAAUGAUAGCCAUGAAAGAGUAAAUUUAAAUUUCAAAAUCCAUGGGCAUUGUGGAGAAAUUUCCAGCUAUUUCUGAUGAAGACAUUCAGAAUGUAUGUAACUAUUUUAAUGAUGACUAUUAUAUAUACGUUGACUUUGUUGUGAUGGAUAUCCUUUUUCCCAUGUAGUUCUUUGUUGACCUUAACUUCAUUAUGGCCACUCAGCUCCUUAGAGCAGUUAACAUCCUAACUUCCCCAACAGGACUGAGCGGGUUUGUUGUUGUUUUUUUUUUGGUUUUUUUUGAUUUUUUUUUUUCCUUAAUUUCUUUAGUACUUGAUUUUUUUCCUUUUGGGCUAAGAUGAGAUGAAAUGUGGUAUAUAGUGUAGUUAUUGUUAUUUUUAUUGUUAUUUAACAAAUUAUGAAUACGUUGUGAUGCUAAUCUCACUACAGUCUGAAGACUUGCGUCUUGUAGGCUAGAAGAAGUGAAAGAGAAACCCUUCAGAAAUAACUGAAGCUGUUUGGUUACACAUCUUCCAACUGUUUUAUACAUGUAUCUGUACAAGGUUGGUACUAAUGGGAAAAACUGUCCAUUUUUUGAAUCAUGUAAACAUUUACCACUGUAUGUUGUCUGCUCUCUGUCAAGGAGCUGGCACGCUUCUCCCACCUGCCACGUCUGCUGCCUCUGCCAUUCGCAAUGUGCUGGGGUUUUUGUUGUCGUUGGGUUUUUUUUGACUUUCAGUUCUUUCCACUCACUUUGUACUUUUUUUCUUUUAUUAAAUCUCACAUUUAUUUUGA
Molecule: messenger RNA, 4223 nt
Organism: Rhea pennata
Lineage: Eukaryota; Metazoa; Chordata; Aves; Rheiformes; Rheidae
Gene: SEPTIN8
Product: septin 8
Exons: 10
Coding region: 65-1348 (427 amino acids)
Biological process (GO): cytoskeleton-dependent cytokinesis; intracellular protein localization
Cellular component (GO): microtubule cytoskeleton; septin complex; septin ring
Molecular function (GO): molecular adaptor activity; GTP binding; GTPase activity
Source: RefSeq, a predicted model, not a curated record